CUUGAGCCUCGCGAUCUACUGCUCACUCUGCAAUUUGCUCCUUCGAGUUCAAGUACAAAGCCUCUCCAAACCUCCAACCAGCCAAGAUGAAGAUCUUCGCGCUUACCGCUGCAAUCGCUGCAUUCUCCGCCGUGGAAGCCGCCGACCAAGCCUCCAUCCACCUGCGAGUCCACGACAAGGGCUCGUGCACCAUCACCAACGAGUCCCAAUGCAACGGGCAGAACUGGACGGGCAGCACUUGCUGUGCUGAUCCCAACUACGAAUGCCGCCGGGACGACUAUGGUCAGAAUGUGGAUCGCUGCCAGAAGAAAAAGGGCUCGAGCACUAACCCGGGCACCGGCAAUCCCGGCACCGGCAGUGGUGUUGCCGACUGGGGUGCCUGCACUGGCGGGCUGGCGUGUAAGACCCCGGGCAGUGUCUGCGUCAAGCACUCCAACUACUACUCGCAGUGCAAGCCCGCCACUCUACCGACCGGUGAACUCUGCGGCCAGAACGACGGCACGAACGUGUGGAAGUACGACAAGUGCCCGAGCAACCAGAAGUGCGCACCUUUGGGCACGGACUUCCGCUGCACCAACAAGAAGCACCACAAGAAGAGUGCCACGAAGGACGAAUCGUGCACCAUCACUAACGAGUCCCAGUGUGACGGACAGAACUGGACGGGCAGCACGUGCUGUGCCGACCCGAACUACGAGUGCCGCCAGUCGGAUGACGGCCAGGACGUCAAGCGAUGCCAGAAGAUCGGUGAUGGUGGCUACACGGACUCGGAGGACAGCUACGUUGACGACGAUGACUACAGCUACACGGACGACUACAGCUACGUUGACGACGUUGAGUACACGAGCUACGUGGACGACUGGGGUGACUGCACUAGUGAUUAUGUGGGCUGCUCGAACCCGACGAGCUACUGCGUCUACCACUCGAAGCAUUACGCACAGUGCAAGCCCGAGAUUCUACCCCCGGGAGAGCUCUGUGGCCAGGAUGACGGAACCAACGUGUGGUGGUACCCUUACUGCACCAGUGGUGAGAGCUGCCAGCCCUUGGGAUCGGACUACCGCUGCACGAAAAACAAGAAGCGCCACCACCACCACCGUCGCCAGCGCCGUGCGUAAGUAUAACGCGGCAAGAGGCUGACGAGGCAUUUGAUCUUGACGCAGCAGGCUUCCGCUGCUGCACACCACUUCAUAUCCAUUGACUUAGCUUAGCUGUAAGUGAGGCCAUUCACGGAGAGUAGCUCCAUGGACGCUUCAACAUGAAUAUCAUCUGAUGCGUUUGAAAUCUGGAAGGAGGAUCCCGACCCAAUUCGCGGAAGCAUCCUCUGUAUUUAAUCCUGGUAGAGCAGAGUCUGUAUCC
Phytophthora nicotianae INRA-310 is the source of this 1353-nucleotide messenger RNA. RefSeq lists its product as hypothetical. Gene Ontology annotation, molecular function: cellulose binding. Gene Ontology annotation, cellular component: extracellular region. Gene Ontology annotation, biological process: carbohydrate metabolic process. The coding region runs from base 87 to 1112 and encodes 341 amino acids. Lineage: Eukaryota; Oomycota; Peronosporomycetes; Peronosporales; Peronosporaceae. The record is from RefSeq and is a predicted model, not a curated record. The transcript has a single exon.